AUGGGAAAAGUGAAGAUAGCCACGUCUCAUGGUCACACCAUUCCACGCUUAGAACUGUGUGCUGCUGUUAUGGCUGUGGACUUGGCUGAGAUGGUAUGGGACAGCCUGAACAUUGAUUCGUCAGAUUGCAGAUUCUAUUCAGACAGCAAGAUAGUCCUGGGCUACAUCCGAAACACAACAAAGAAAUUCAAGGUAUAUGUCUCAAAUAGAGUAGCAAGAAUACUCAAGUUCUCCACAUCAGAUCAGUGGAAUUAUGUUCUCACAAGUAAGAAUCCAGCUGACGAUGGAACGAGAGUGCUAGAUGCUGCCAAGCUAGAAGAAAGCAAGUGGUUAAACGGACCACGAAACGCAUCAGAAGUAAACGAGGACAAAGAGAUGGAAACAACGGGUCAAGAAACUGAUGACACAGAAGUGGUGUCUGAAGCCACCCUCUUUGUAGAACAAAACAUUGGAAUAGGAACGGAUAGAUUUUCAAAGUUCUCAUCCUGGAAGAACCUGAUCGCCGGAAUAGCAUGGCUAAAAACUCUUGCAAGAAUGUCUAAGGCUCAAAGAAAAGAAAGAGAUGGGGUCUCAACCUUCACUGAUAGUGAAAAUUUUGUAAUAAGGGAAGUUCAGGGAUAA
This is a messenger RNA of Haliotis rubra (blacklip abalone), 621 nucleotides long. RefSeq lists its product as uncharacterized. The coding region runs from base 1 to 621 and encodes 206 amino acids. The record is from RefSeq and is a predicted model, not a curated record. Lineage: Eukaryota; Metazoa; Mollusca; Gastropoda; Lepetellida; Haliotidae. The transcript has a single exon.